AUGUCAGGCGGUUCAUUGACAUCAAUGGAGAAGGUCAACAAUGCGAGAGACUCAAAUUCUAACAACUCAAGAAAGCGUGAAAAUUCAAAUCGUAAUAACUCAGGAUCAUCAUCAUCAUCAACAUCUCAACAGCAAACAUCAAGUCGAGAACGAAAUUCAAAUGUUAGUGUCGCACCAAAUGCAGCUGAUAUGUUGAAUAGUCUUUUCACGAGUGCCACAAAAGGAUCAUCAGGAUUAACAAACGUAACCGCAGCAAAUUUACUUCAUUCGAAUUUAAGUUCAUAUUUUUCAUCACCACCAUCAUCAACUUCAAAUACUUCGACUAAGAUGAACAAUAAUAGUUCAUCUGGUGGUGGAAUAACAAGCGCAAUGGAUUAUUCAUCACUUUUCUCUCACAUGACACCAUCAAAACUUCAAGAAAUGUCGUCGUUGUUCUCAUCGCAAUCGAGAUAUCUUGGAAUUCCUGAUCCAUUAGCGAAGACAACGUUAGCAGCUAACAAUGCAUACUUAUCUCCAUCAUUAAUGAAACUUCAGCAAGAAGCACUCAAUACUCGACUUAUGAAGCCGCCUAAAUCAUCAUCAAGUUCAUCAUCAAGUAAAGUUGAGACGCCACCACCAACAGUGGGAGUUGUCUUGUCCCCAACAUCUGAUAAACGUUCAACACCGACGAAAUCACUUCGAGAUAGCCCAGCAGCUGUUGCCUCAACAAUGCCGAAGUAUAAUUUUAGUGCAGCUGAUUUAGCGAUUUCAAGCCACGUUUUAUCAGCAUCAUCAACACCAACUGAUUUCUCAAGGAAAUCAACGCCGACACCGCCAGUGGAUCUUGCAAUGAAAGAUCGUUCGGUUCCACCGAAGAAGCGAAUGGAAUUCUCUUCAAUAGCUGAACUUGUCGCGCCUUCACCAUCGAAACGUCAGAAAUAUAGCGAUGAUGAUGAAAUUGAUGACGAACCAGCUGUCUUAAAUCUUUCAAACAAUUAA
This is a messenger RNA of Clunio marinus, 978 nucleotides long. NCBI's taxonomy places the organism in Eukaryota, Metazoa, Arthropoda, Insecta, Diptera, Chironomidae. The record is from the annotation of a GenBank genome assembly.